AACACAUUGGACAAGUGAACCUAAUAAUAUGAAUUGGGAAACAUACCAUCAUUUACAAAAUCAAAUACAACAAUUGGAAAUGGAGAUAUUAUAUUGGGAAAUAGAAAUAACAAUUAGACCGUCAACACCUGCUCAUGUGAGUUAUUGGAAGAAAUUAAGACAAUUACAUAAACAUACAAAGGAAAGAUUAAACAUCUUGUUAACAAAUAGUAACCACUGCCCACAUUUUAAUCUAGAAUCAGAACAAGAUUCUUGGGAAAAUAAUGAACAAUAG
Entrophospora candida is the source of this 274-nucleotide messenger RNA. NCBI's taxonomy places the organism in Eukaryota, Fungi, Glomeromycota, Glomeromycetes, Entrophosporales, Entrophosporaceae. The record is from the annotation of a GenBank genome assembly.